Molecule: messenger RNA, 333 nt
Organism: Lathyrus sativus (Indian pea)
Lineage: Eukaryota; Viridiplantae; Streptophyta; Magnoliopsida; Fabales; Fabaceae
Source: the annotation of a GenBank genome assembly
AUGGCUGGUGAUAUUGAUGUUGACUGGAUUAGUUACCAUCAGAGCGUUCAGAAUGUGAUUCGCCCGACAGCACCGGCCACCACCCCAUAUGAGACAGAUGAUGGAUAUCUUGAGUGGUAUUAUCGUGUUUCGCAUCCUCGACUGGUACCGCUACCCUAUCAUGAUGCGCCACCAGAGAUGCCAGUUCCUGUAUAUGAAGCAGGACCAUCUGAUCCUAGCUGGGCUCGUGUGUCUUCGUUGAUUCAUCGUUAUCUUCAGCAGGCUGGUGCUGAAGAUGAUGACCCACAGUUUGCAGAUUUGUUCGAAGCUUUGUAUAUUUCUCGAUCACAAUGA